AUGGAAUCCUCUUUCAACGCCGUAGAGCUCCGGGAGUUGCGGGGGGGGGGAGGCCGGCGAGGCGUGUCUCCAUCGCGGGUCAAGGCGCCCUGGACAGCGGUCGCAGUGGGCAGCUCCGCCCGAGGCUUCGAGAACGGCUCCUACCAGCAGGACGAGGAGCAAAACCACCACCAGCACCACCAGCAGGAGGAGGAGGAGGAGGAGGUGGUGAGCUGCCCACCUUCAACUUCAGGCAACAGCAAGCAUCAGCAUCAGGAGCUCUGCCCUCAGUCGUACGAUGAGGAGGAAGGAGGAGGAGCGGGGGAGGACGGAGGACAGGACUUCACCGAGAUCAACCCGGCCGACGACCACUCGGCGGAUUACGGCUUCGUCUUCGCCCUGGUGUUCCUGGUGAGCGGGAUCGUCCUGGUGGUCAUCGCCUACACCAUCCCCAGAGAGGCCAAAGUGGACCCGGACUCGGUGUCGGCCCGGCAGAUGGAGAAGCUGGAGAUGUACUACGCCCAGCUGGGCUCCCACCUGGACAAGUGCAUCAUCGCGGGCCUGGGCCUGCUGACCCUGGGGGGGAUGUUCCUGUCCGUGCUCCUCAUGGUGUCCAUAUGCCGCGGCGAGAUGUACCGACGUCGGGCAGCGUUCGUUCGACCCAAGAGGACUUACGGCUCCAUCAACCUGAGGAUGAAGCAGCUGGCGACAGGAGAGGCCGGAGAGGGCGGGGACGGAGGGGAGGAGUUCCUGGUGGAACCCGCAGAGACUCGGAAUAACAUCCAACCGGGGGCGAGCCGGGACUCCAAAUCUGAACCCAGCAGAAACCCUCCGAGUGCUUCUUCCUCUUCUUCUUCUUCAGCUGCUGCACACGGAAUCAACUAGCUGUGCGUUACCGUGCUGCCUUCCUCCGAGUGAGCGCUCAGCUGCAACACGGGGAUGACAAAUGGUGCAGAUCCCCCAUUUUUGCUGAGAGAAGCUCGUCCCCAGCACAAGACUUUGGACUGCAGACCCGGCUUCAACCCAGCAUUGUGGGAUGAAGGUAAACCGAGUUAAUGGGUUAUUUAUUCUCACCGAUCGCAUAAGGGAUGUAUAACGAGGGAGGCUGGACCCCACAGAGGAUGAGCGGUAAGCCUGGAUCACAGCCUGGUUGUACAUCACAGAUUAGAGCUGCUUCAGAAAUCCUUGUAUGUUUGGAGGUUUACAGGAACAAGCACAUUGACUGAACCUGGUGGUUGGGCGAACACAGAAAGUUAGAUCAGCACUUCACUGAGAGUCUGGAGUUCCAGACUCAGAUCUAAACAUGUUUUCAAUCCUGAUCACAAGAUUCACACAGAUGUUAAAUAUGAGGUUUGUGAUGCAGCUGUGAAAAUCACUGGAAAUCAACGUCAGUCACUGGACAGCAAAUGUUGUUUCAUUAUUUUAUAAAGUAAAUGUGAAGCUGUGGUGCUCCCUGGCCUGCAAAUACACUGAGGCAGCAUUUAAACAAACAAUAUUUCACUCCCCUGUGACAUUUACACUCAUCACCAGCAUCAGAGAUAAACAAACAAUAAUCAUUUUAAAGUUUAUUCAGUUUAAAUCUGCAUUAAGCAAGGUUUCGGAUUCAUUGAGUGACUCAGUGAAUUGGAAAAGAACCAACGAUUGUUCACAUCGAGGUUUGGAUUCAUUAACUUUCUUCUUGUUAUAUUAAUAGUUAUAUAUAUUUUUCAUAAAAGUAUGAAUUUAGUUCAAAAUAUUAGGAUCUCCCAUCUUUUGUCUCAGAACAUGAGGACCUCAUUAUUACUUCAUUCCUGAUAUAGAACAAAUAACUUUUAUCGUAUUAGUUUGAUCCCGAAAAAAACUUUUCUUGUGAACUUAAAUCAAAAUGGAAUUUUCUCAAUUUGAUUCCGAACAUUGCUCCUCUCACUUACAACCCAGAUACCUGAAGAUGAACAAAUCGAUAAAUAAGUGAAAAAUUUAGAAAAUACAAAUACUGGCAACUAUGCUAAGUCUCAAAAUGUAUUGCAGCACACUGAACAAGUCUUAAAAGUUUACAAAUGUAACCAGAAUGUUGGAAAGUUGGGAGAGUGAGUUUCUGUUUUAGGAUUGUUGUGCCUCUUUGGGCUGAAAAAUUGCUUAAUGCAGCUUUAACCUCUUGUAUUUCAUUAACCUCUGAAAAUGCCUGAGGAGCAGCAGCAGUUCAAUUCACCAACAACACAAACAUGUUUUUUUAAAUAUGGAUGCAGAGAAACGUGGGAGGAGCCGAUAAGGGAAGUGAAAUGAGUCUCUGUGGACAGGGUGACGUACUUUACCCAGAAGGCACCAGGAGAGCUCUUCCCGGCGACCUCUUUCCUCCUCGUCUGUAUUUUGUUAAUAAUUUUUUUAACCAAACGACAGAUUUAGCCGCAAAUCUAUUUGGUUUUUCCAACAGUGGAAAUAAGACGAAGGUAAAAAUAUCACUGGAGGAGGAUAAGUGCGUUAAACAGAGUUAUUGACA
This is a messenger RNA of Pleuronectes platessa (European plaice), 2455 nucleotides long. It is a transcript of the gene tmem74b, whose product is annotated as transmembrane protein 74B. The coding region runs from base 1 to 864 and encodes 287 amino acids. The record is from RefSeq and is a predicted model, not a curated record. Lineage: Eukaryota; Metazoa; Chordata; Actinopteri; Pleuronectiformes; Pleuronectidae. The transcript is spliced from 2 exons.